AUGAGUGCAAAAAAAGUUAAAGAAGUAGACUCUACGUUUUCAGCUAGCAACACAAAACGGAGUCGAAUAUUCGACGAUAUUUCAUGCUCCAGCCAUGGAUCCAUGAACUGGACUUCAAUUUUAAGUUGCUGCCGGAGACAUAAACGGGAGAGGAGGUUGACUUUGAAGGAAUAUAACCCGAACGAAUGCGACUACAUUGUUGAGAAACUUGUAAUUAAACGAGUACCUUUGUCACUGUAUGCAACGGCAGAAGAUUACCAGGAAUUCGUUGACGAAAAAAAUCACAAAGAACCAACACAUGGACCCUUAGCUGGUAAAGAGAUGAGAGAUAAGCAAGUCUAUUCAGCAAUGACAGAAAUGGGAUCGUCGUUAUACUUCCUGAGAAACAAAGCACGAGGCGAUUUGUCAAAUAGACCAUCGAACAAAAAUUUGAGAUUUAACAGAGAUGAAGACUUGUUGGAUGAGGACACUUUGCAGGCUGGUCCCUCAAAUUACCGCAGAAACGUGUCUUCGCGAAUUAGAAAAGAAGAAGAAAAUGAAUACUUGAAUCAAUUUUCUGCUCUACAUCCAGACUUGAAAGUGACAGAAAGACCGCCAAAAGAUCCGCAACCGUUAAAUCCACCCCGAAGCAAACGAUCACUAGCUGAGAAUAUAUCAGAAAUUGCAUCUACCAAAAGAAGUUCCAGCGUAAGAUCGAAAAAAGGAAAAGACAAAACUAAACACGAGAAUAACGCGUACAUCACAGUUUCAAAUACUUCGAAAGAAAUGUCUACCAUUCUUGCUGACGAAGAAAUUCCUUCUAGAGAUAAAAACAUUAACAAAGCCACUUCUCUAAUUUCCCGCAAAAUUGGCAGCGCAUCGUGCAUUCCUCAUCUUAAAAAAUCUUCGAAGACACAAAAGGAGGGAUUACAGGGCGAAUCAAACUAUAGCCAGAAUAAAUUCUUAGAAAAAGCUCAACAUUCCAAUGGUAAAUCUAGCAUCAAGAAUUCCCAGUUUAAGGUGCACUAUAUUUCACCUGAUGAAUGUUCAACUAAGCAAAUAGCAGAAUCUACUUUCACAAAUCGGCAAAAAAAUUAUCCAGAUUUAUGUGAACCGGAUAAUGAAGAAUCUGCAACUGUAGCUACUUCCUUUGCCUCUGAUGAUCAGAAGAAAGUGGACAAGACUGGAUCAACUUUAAGAUGGAAAAUCAUCAUCAAACAUCAUCAACCGACUUCAUCGCAAACAAAGGAAAAAUCCGAUUCGAACUUUCCCGAUAGCACAAUAAUUCCCGCUACUGAAGAUGAUACUAUUGGUAAAUACAUAAGCGAAUAA
This is a messenger RNA of Diprion similis, 1311 nucleotides long. RefSeq lists its product as uncharacterized. The record is from RefSeq and is a predicted model, not a curated record. The coding region runs from base 1 to 1311 and encodes 436 amino acids. The transcript has a single exon. Lineage: Eukaryota; Metazoa; Arthropoda; Insecta; Hymenoptera; Diprionidae.